UGGCAAACAAUGGCACUUAUAACGGUUUACUGGAGUUUGGACGUCAUAAUAAUUUUUCUAACUCUUAUGGCAACUACUUACCUUUAUAUGACGCGCAAUUUCAAAUACCGGAAAAAACGGGGUAUUUUGGAAAUGAAACCGACGCCUUUCUUCGGCAAUUUCAAGGAGUGUUUAUUUCUGAAGAAAGCACCGGCGUAUUUCCUAAAGGAUAUUUACGAUGAAACAAAGGGCGUACCGUACGCGGGUUUCUACGUAUUGGACAAACCCUUCCUGCUGGUUCGCGAUCAAGAACUCAUCAAGAAAAUUUUAGUGAAAGAUUUCAACUACUUCUCCGAGUGAUACAAUUCGGCGGAUCCUGCGGAUCGCAUGGGAUACGCGAAUCUCCUUUUUAUCAGAAAUCCAGCCUGGAAGACGAUAAGAACGAAACUAACGCCGUUCUUUACGUCUGGUAAAAUGAAGAAGAUGUUCGACUUGAUGAUAAUAUGCGUAAAGAAUUUAGAUGAAUAUCUCAAUUCACUACAGUUAGAGGGUGAGGGAAAGACAAUAGAAAUGAAAGAUUUAAGUGCCAGAUUUACCACGGAUAUAAUCGGCAGUACCGCUUACGGGCUCGACGUGAAUCCAUUCAAAAAUCCAGACGCAGAGUUCCGCAAAUAUGGCAAGAUGAUGUUUCAGUUUAAUACGAUUCGCGACUUGGAGAUGCUCGCGAUAUUUUUCCUUCCAACUGUAACUCGUUUGGCACAUUUAAAGAUGUUCGGCAAACAGCCUACGGACUUCCUGCGAAAAGUCUUUUAGACGCUCACUCAGCGCAUGAAAUCUGGCAUAAAGAGAAACGAUCUUAUCCACAUCCUUAUUGAACUUAAAAAUAGCAAUAAUAAGGAUCUACAAGAUUUCACGUUUGAUGGCGAUGAUCUUCUGGCACAACCAGCUAGUUUCUUCGCAACUGAUUUUGAAACCUCUUCAACAACUAUGGCUUUCACAUUAUAUGAACUCGCGGUGGAACCCAAAAUUCAGAAUACUCAAAAAGAAAUUCUCGAGGCUCUUGAUGAAACUAAUGGAAAAAUUACAUACGACUAGCAUCCGCUAUAUUUCCCAUAUUCAUAUUCUAUAAAU
Molecule: messenger RNA, 1110 nt
Organism: Solenopsis invicta (red fire ant)
Lineage: Eukaryota; Metazoa; Arthropoda; Insecta; Hymenoptera; Formicidae
Product: cytochrome P450 6k1
Molecular function (GO): monooxygenase activity; iron ion binding; oxidoreductase activity, acting on paired donors, with incorporation or reduction of molecular oxygen
Source: RefSeq, a predicted model, not a curated record